AUGAACUACAGCACACCUCCCAUCAAGUACAAGCCAUCAAAAAUCACUGUUAUCGGCGACUCUGGUGUUGGUAAGUCUGCUCUGAUAUCACAAUUUCUGAACCGUGUCAUUGACCCAAACACCCAACCAACUAUCGGAAACAUAAGUGCAAACACAAAGUUGGAUGACGGCACCGAUACGCUGAAUGUUGUAAUAUGGGAUACAGCUGGGCAAGAGCGAUUCAAGAGUAUGACGGACUUGUUUUUCAGAGAAGCGCGUGGUUGUGUCAUUGUAUUUGACUUGACAGAUUACUCGACUUUCAUAGGGACACAAAAUUGGUACGAACGCAUUUGCAAGAACUCAGUAAGUCCUCCUGUCUGUGUCUUGGUUGGAAACAAGAAGGAUCUUAGCCAUAAAGAAGUCAACACGGAUCAAGCACUUAAACAAGCAGCCUUAUUCAACGCACUUUAUUUUGAAGUCUCUGCUCUCACAGGUGAAGGGGUUAAAGAUGCGUUUUAUAGCUUUCUUGGGAGAAUCGAGCCGGAGGUGGACCAGAAAGUGGAGGUAGUAGUGGGCCAACCAACAAACGAGAAGAAAGAGAAAAAGUGCUGCUAA
This is a messenger RNA of Entamoeba invadens IP1, 594 nucleotides long. RefSeq lists its product as hypothetical. The transcript has 2 exons. The record is from RefSeq and is a predicted model, not a curated record. The coding region runs from base 1 to 594 and encodes 197 amino acids. Gene Ontology annotation, molecular function: GTPase activity; GTP binding. NCBI's taxonomy places the organism in Eukaryota, Evosea, Mastigamoebida, Endamoebidae.